UAAUAAAUUAAAAGAAAUUAAAAAUUCAAUUGAAAUGAAAUGAACAAAUCGAAAAGUGAAGUCAGAGGGAUUUGGGCGUGUCGAGAAUGUCCCAUCAUGCAUUCGAUUGUUUAGUGAAAUCUUUCAAUUAAUAAACGAAAUCCAAAUUUACGGUCAUCGCUACGAAACUAAAUAAGACCUUUUUGGUGCCUUCUCUCCUUCUUUAGGGUGGAGAGUUUUCUAUUUUCUAAUCAACGAGAAUGCAAAGUUCAUAGCUUCUAGAAGCAAAUCUUAAACAAAUAUAUUAAGCGUUGUAACGACAACGGCGAAGGACUUAAUCGAUUCGGAAUUUUAUGAUUAUUAGCAAUAUUUGCCUAUCAUCACUAAGUCAACGAUGAAUAACGUGAAAUGCCAAUGCAUGUUAAUAGCAACUAAGUAGGAUGAAGUUAUUAUGUCCGAGCUUUGAUAUCCUGAAGCAAUCUUUAAAGAUUGUAAUCUUCUUAGUUAAAGAGUUUGAGAACUUUUGGAUCACUUUGAAGGUUGAACGCCACUUUUGACAUCUUUAAAUAAAAUUUUCAUAUAAUGGAAAAUUAUUGAACAAUUUCGGUAACGUGAGAGAGCGAAGUCAAAACACAGAUUUACAGGAUUUUCUCUUCUUGUCCUUUCAAGGACCGAAAGCACCGUUCCGAUAUAAUUCGUCUUGAAUAUCAACAUGAGUAAAUCCGGUUUUUCUACCCUCAACCGUUGGCUUGGUAGAAAAAAUAAAGAAAAAUCUACACCGAAUGGAAAAUUAUCAAAAUCGAGUAAUAAUUUAUCCAUUUCAUCCAGCAAUAUAAGUGACACGAGUCAAUUGGAAUACAAUCGUAUUACGCCAUUGCCAGUGGCCACUAGUAAAGCUCCCUUUGAACAAACUUUUCGCAUAACGGUGCUAUUGCCUAAAGAUCAAUUGUAUGUAACACGUGUGGGGGCUCGGACACCUCUUACUAAAUUGCUGGAAUUGGUAUGCGAUAAUAAAUCUUUGGAUAUAGACAAAUACGAGUUUCGUAAUCCAGUCGAUCCUAGUCAGGUUUACAGUUGCGAUCUGACUAUCGGAGCUGUGGGUCUUUCGGAAAUACGUCUAUGUCACAAAUCGGAAUCCUAUGACACCUUCAACGCUGAUGAGAUAAUUAAACUACGUCGUACUUCCAUCAUACGCGACUCGUUAACUUCUUCAGAGUUUAGUAGCCGCAUUUCCAAGCACACGACUACAAAAACCACUAGUCCUUAUAGUUCUACUAAUUCCUUAAAUUCAAUGGAUUCGUCCGGAUUGAACUACACACGAACUCCUAUAAUAGCACCCACUCUAUUAAAAAAGACGGUCAUGCCUAAGGUGACGGCACCGCCGCGUAAAAAAAGAGCAGCUCCACGACCACCAAGUCAACAAAUUAUAUUGGAAAAAUCACCGCCAAUUAUAGAAAAUGGAGAGGUCGAACGAGACGAUGGAGGGACACUUUCACCUAAUGAAGAAUUCCGAAGGAGAUUUACUUCAGAGUCAAUACUUAACUUAUCCCCUCUUCCCGACAAAAGCCAACAAAGCGAUAUUAACGGCAACAAUUGUCAUAAAAGUGAGGAGAUGGAAACAAACAAAGCCAGAAAUCAAAGAGAAUACGAUAUGGAAGAAGAAAGGAUUUACGAAUCUGUCGACUCGAACGGUUACACAGACGAUACAGUCUUAUACGCCCAAGUUCAGAAGAAAAAUGCUCUAAAUUUGCAACAGGGUGGCAGCAGUUCAGGAAGCACUUUAACUUUAAACAGUUCAGUGAGCGAAACAUGGAGUAAAUUUCCAGAGCCGUGUCCACGUAAACGUAUUGUACAGAUCAAAAAGAAAUCGGCCCCGGCACCGCCGCCUCGAAAUUCAUUAUGUCCGCCAGAAGACAACGUAUCCUUAAAGAGUGUAAAUGCUUCAAGUUCAAGUUGCGAAGAUUGCUUACAAAGGUCUUUAAAAACAGAUGGUCUUCCACCUAAACCUUUAGAACGGGAAACUAAUCAAUCACAUACGUCAUUAAAUACUUUAACAAGCGACAGAGAUGUUAAUGUUCAAGAUAUCAAAAAUAUUGAAAAUUUACACAAGACGGAACAGAUUGAUUUACCAAAGCCGGUGCCGCGCAUGACCAGCACUACUUUGUUAAACGCUACCGAUGUUGAAAAUGAUCUUAAGAAUCUUGAAAGCGAUAAUAACCAGUCUCCCAAAAUGAUUUCAAAUGUUUCCAAAGUUAUUUUAAAUCGCACUCCUACCCCCGAGCCACGUUCACUUUCUUCCGAAGUACCAGAAGAGGACUCUUGUUUCGGGAAUCAACACAUCGAUCAGCUGAAAAGCUCCUUAGAUGAUGAUAACGUCUCCAAACAAGCCGACUCAGGUAUAGGAGAGCCUGUACCCUCUCCAGUACCAGAUAGUCUACCGUCGGACGUUUCUGCAUUGGAAUGCAAGUCGAAUUUCGAAUCCAGCUCAGACGAUGAUGAUAUGGUUAAGGUAUACAAUUUCAAGUUAGGCAAAACGCUAGUUAAGCCCCUAAAUGAGACUCAAACUACAGAAGAACUGACAGUGGUAAAUAGCGGACAGGAAGGAAUAGAAAACAAAAUUGUAAGUCCAAACGCUCCAUCUGAAUUGAAUUCUUGGAAUUUCGGUAUGCCGAUAUCGCCGCCACCUAACUUUGCUGAUUUUAAAGCCUUAGGUAAAAAGGAAGAGGAGAAGAAAACCGAUAAGCCAAUAACACCAAAGAUUUUAGAGAGGCCUAUGCUAAAUUUUGAGAUUCUCCAAAAAGAGGAGGAAGGAUUAGAAAAUAGAAAAGAUAUUGAAGCAAUUAAUAAGAGCAGUGAAGCUCUGCCGGAAGCAGUGACAGCAAUAGACAAGGGACGAAAUUACAAGAAAGAUGAUCCACUUAAAAGUCCCACUGCUCCUUUAAAUGGUUUGGUUGAAGAAUUGUCCUUAAUUCUGCAAGAGAAAGGCGUAGAUUCCCUAAUUAAGAAACCAACUGAGCAAUUGGAAAUCCAAGCAGUUAAACCUAAUCCUUUAAAUAAUUUUACCAUAACACCUUUAGUUAUCAAUAACUAUAACCCCAAAGAGAUUUCGAAUGAAACAAAAAUCGAUUCAAGUCCCUCUCCCACUAACAGCCUGGGAGAAGAUGAGAAAUUAUAUCGCAAACGUGGUAGUGUAACGAGUCUAAAGCAACGUCGAUCCAUUUCCAGAGCCGACUCUUUUCACUGCACUAACCCAAAGGCGGAAGUCUCGGGAUUAAAUAAUCGCAGCUCUUCGCAAUUAUCGCUCCAUAAACUCGAGCAGAAUACUGUAUGCUUAAAUCGAAGACGUUCGUCUAGCGAGCUAAGUAUAGGAGAAUCGCCUUCUUUGCAAAGUUUAGAGGUAAUUAAGACCAUACUUAGCAAUAAACGCAAAAGCAGCAUAACACAGAACAGCGAUGACGAAUUGAUCACUAAAGACUUAAUAAACUCACGCAGACCCUCACAAGAAUUACAGUUCACCAGUUUGGAAUUGAAGCCAAAAUAUGGUAACGAAAGGAAUUUGAAUCAAGACAUUAAGGAAUGUAACGAAACCAAAGCUAACCUUGAGCUGGUAGCAAAAGAACAACCUAAAUUUUAUAAGUAUACCGGGCCGCCAAGCGUUAAUGUCGGCACUUGGAAUGAACGUCCUAAGGUACAGGUGGCUAUCAAAAACGAAGGAGACUACAUAUUUGGUGGGAAGAGUUCCGAAGCUCUCAAGAACGUAAUGCAAAGUCCGAAAAUUAAUCGGCAGACAGAAAGAGAAAAUUUGAAGACCACCUCCUCCUCCUCCCGACCUGCCCUCCUUCAACGUCUGGGUAUAACCGAGCAUGACUUUAAAGUACCUGUAACGGUAAAGCCUUUAAAAGAUUUGAAAACGGAUGACAAUAUAACGAAAUUGCAGAGAGACGAGAAGCGUCCCACUGUAGAAGCAGUUUUAAGACCUCAAACCCAAACAAUUGUCAACCUUUUUGCACUGCCCAGAAACGUUAACAGAUAUAGUAUGCCUGCAGUCCCAAAUAAUACCCUACUACGGUCCACUUCAAUAACGCAAAAUGAUAAAAGGCGAACUGUCGUUGAGGAGAAAGUCGUAGCGGCUCCCUUUGGGCAAAACACCUUAAGACGCACAGGCUUAAAAGAGAAAAUCCUAGCUAAAGAAGAACAACGAAACCAAGAGCAGCAACCAAACGUGAGAAAAAUAGAAACUCCCAAAAUGAAUGGUGAGAUUAGACCAUCGCCAUCAGAAAUACCAGCAAACAAAUUGAAUUUGAAUUUGAAAAAAACGAAUUCAAUGCUUUUAGAAAAUCCUUCAGUAAGAGGAGGAAAAGCUAUGAGCUCGACGACAGGAUCGCCAACAACGAUACCAAUGGCCCCACAAAUGCAAAUAAAAUUAAAAUCUCUUAAAAUAGAAAGCAAUUCAAUGGCUACGUCUCCUUCUAGCGAACCAAAGGAACAAUUAUUGGAAGCCAUACGUAAUUUUAAUAAAACGCAAUUGAAAAAAUGCUAAACAAAUGGAGAACAAUAUGGACAAUGAAUGAAAAUGGAGAAGCAAAAAAGCGAAAUAUCUUAAAGAAUGCAAAGGCAUACCGAGAAAUAAUUAAAUAGAUUAAUUUUAAAACUAACACACACAAAAGUCCACAAAAGUCAACAGUUCAUUUUUGUUUUUAUUUUUUUUUUUUUGCCUUUUUUUUUUAUCAAACAAAAUAAAAGAGAGUUGAGAAGCUUCCUUAAUACGUAGAAAAAUGCUUACAACAAGAGGUUUUUCUUUCGACGGUGGUGAUUAUUUCAGUCAUAUAAAAAUUCUGCCUUACAUUUACCGGCUUGGAACGUAAUUGCUAAGUUAAGUCACAAUUAUUGUAAACUUUGUAAAAUAAGAAAAAUCAAAAAAAAAAAAAA
This is a messenger RNA of Glossina fuscipes, 4908 nucleotides long. RefSeq lists its product as uncharacterized. The coding region runs from base 692 to 4519 and encodes 1275 amino acids. The record is from RefSeq and is a predicted model, not a curated record. The transcript has 4 exons. NCBI's taxonomy places the organism in Eukaryota, Metazoa, Arthropoda, Insecta, Diptera, Glossinidae. Gene Ontology annotation, molecular function: actin binding.